AUGAAAAGUCCUUAAGUCAUUUAGAUAAUGCUUGGAUUUUUUGUUAUAUUCUUGAUCUAUAAAAAUGUUCAGAAGAUUUAUGAUUAUACAUGGAAUAUAUUGAAAGAAAAAGUUGAUGAGAAGGGCUUUAUCAAGACAAAUAUGAUAAAUGUGCUUAACUAUUGCAGCAUGUUUAUUCACUUUCAAUUCAUCACGAUUCUUCCAUUCACUCUUUACUACAGAUCUCUAUGCUAGAUAGAAACUAUUACCCAAGAGGAAUUGGUUGAAACUUUUAAAGUAGACUCUGAAUAAUAUGGAAUAAUGGAUGAUUAAUAGCACGAAACAAUAUUAUUAAAAUCUCAGAUUUUGGAUUCUGUUGAGAGAGUAUUUCCCUUUAAACUGAUUAGAGAUUACUUAACUCAAAAUGAUGAGAAUAAAGCCAAAUUAUUGCCUUUGGGAUUAGUAUCUUCUGGAUUCAAAACUAUUACUGUGAUGCUUUGCCUCUCAAUUUACUCUAUUAUCAUUCAAAUUUGA
This is a messenger RNA of Stylonychia lemnae, 513 nucleotides long. Lineage: Eukaryota; Ciliophora; Spirotrichea; Sporadotrichida; Oxytrichidae. The record is from the annotation of a GenBank genome assembly.